Lagopus muta (rock ptarmigan) is the source of this 3968-nucleotide messenger RNA. RefSeq names its product AT-rich interactive domain-containing protein 1A-like. Lineage: Eukaryota; Metazoa; Chordata; Aves; Galliformes; Phasianidae. The record is from RefSeq and is a predicted model, not a curated record. Gene Ontology annotation, molecular function: nucleosome binding. Gene Ontology annotation, biological process: chromatin remodeling; positive regulation of DNA-templated transcription; regulation of transcription by RNA polymerase II. Bases 958 to 3594 code for a protein of 878 amino acids. The transcript is spliced from 8 exons. Gene Ontology annotation, cellular component: SWI/SNF complex; brahma complex; nucleoplasm.
AGUUGGAAGGUGUCCUUUGGAAGGGUUUAGUUAGAAAAGCAUUCUGUGCCUGGGUGUUUGGCAUCCUGAGAAGAUGACUUGGUAGGUGGAGAACAGCAUUGCACUCUGCGCUUCUGUCCUCCCAUGCGCAGGAAUCACAGCUCUCAGCAGCAUGGCUCUGCUGGAUAGCACGUUACUGACAGUAAGGCGAGUCUCCUUCUUUGUGGCUCAUCUGUCUCUCGGUGUUGCAGGACCCGUCUGGUGCAGGCAAUCCGGUGCCGCCCCAAGCGCCCGGUGUGCAGUGGAACAGCGUCCUGCAUCCUUCCAUCAACCAGUCAGGCUUUGUGCAAGACCCAGGUAUGUGAGUUGGGUUUGGAGCUCAUGGUACAAAUCUGUUUGUGAAGCUGGGUGCGUAAGUGAGAAGUGCCCGGCCUGAUGACGUGCAUUCUGUGCUGAGAUAGCACCUGGAGGCUGUGCCAGCGCUGUUUGCUGCAAGCGUUCCGGCGCCUGGCACCACGUUUGACUGUUGCCAGUCCUUCGGCCUCUGAGUGUUCGAUGCAGGCCAGUAGUUGGGCUUGUAAGAUGUUUCCUCUGGCUUUGGCAAGACUUUCCUAUGACUGCUGGUUUUCCAAGCUCCGUGACCUUAAGCUUCCCAACGAGGGGUGGCUGUGACGCUGUUGGGUCUCAUUUCCCUGUGUGACGGUAAGGGAAAAUGAGCCCAGAGUUUCAGCCUUGGUGGCUGAAGGUAUGUUCCUUGGGUGAAAGAGGAAAUGGAACCUGUUAUCUUAGUGGGUAAUGCUGGCACCCUACUAGCAACAACUGCAAAAUGUGGCUGGGAUGGUGCUGGCAGGGUUCUGUCAGUGGGCCCUGCGGGCCUUUGUUACUAAAGACACGCGUGUCCAGCGGCACCUCUGGGUCCUUCACUCACUGCCUGCUCCUCUCCCUGGGUGACCAGGUUACUUGCAGAGGAAUGCUCAGAUGCCGCAGCACAGCUCUUCCCAGUCCGGCUCAGCCUUAUUUCUCCAUCUGCCUUCUGGAGGACAGAUGCACGCUGCAGUGGGGCCAUAUCAGCAGAACUGCACGGGAAGCCACAGACCCCAGGCCGGGCAGCACAGCCCUCAAGGAGCUUAUCCCGUGUGGCCCAACUGCAGCGCUCUGCCCGGUGCCAACUUCUGCAGCGCAGGACUGGGAGGAAGCAUGAACCCGGCGGCAGCAGGGAGCCAGUUGCGUGGCAGCGUUCCUCCUCAGCUGGGGGCAGGGAUGCGCCCCCCAGCAGGUGGCAUGGCUCACAGAGCACAAGGAGCAGCCGCCGUGUGUGCUGCUGCCAGCGCCAUCCAGAACUGGCCACCCGGUUAUCCCAGUGUGAACCAAGGGGGAAUGCUGGGCACUGGACCUCCUUACGGACAGGGAACUAACAGCAUGGCUGGUGUGAUCAACCGCCAGGGCCCACCUUGUGCCAUGGGUGGGAACAUGGCUAACGGCUCUGCAGGGGUGGCAGCAAGUCCUGAAGUGAUGGGUCUGGCGAAUGUCAAAUUAACUCCUGCAAGUAAAAGAAGAAAGAGGGGAGAAGAGACCCAAAAAGCAGAACUCCAGUCAAAGGUAAAACUUCUGUUUGUUUGUUCGUUUGUAAAUGACACAGUGUAUGUAUCUAGUAGUGAGUGCAGCGCCCGAGAGAAACCCAAUGUGACUUGCCCUCUGCUGCGAGCAGAGCUGCCAUUAGCGUGGCUGUUUGCACAGGAUGUGAUCUUGCUGCUCCGUGUGAGCACAGUGUUAGGUCAGCAGCGCGGCCAACGUGGUCUCAGCAAAGUAGAGACUGUGCCAAAAUCUACGUCGUGCUGCAGCCCUGGGGAAUGCCAUGUGCAGCUGGCUGAGGCGUUUCCUGACAACCCCAGGCGACCGAUGGACAGCAGCUGCACCCCACCUGCCAAGCGGCUCAAAGCGGGGAUGCACAGCGUCCCCUGCAGCGCCGGGCAGGGGCAGCCGCAGCAGCAGCCCAGAGCUCUGGAGAAUGGCACCGCUCCCAGCAAAUCUGCAUCCCCACAGCCAGGGAGGGGAAAGAAGAAGGCAGGACCGCCGAUAUCCGCCGCGCAUGUGGCACCGGCAGCGGAACGGCCUGCCAGGAAGCGACGGGCCGUCUCCUUCCCUCCGGGAUCGGUGGAAGCUGCCAAGCCGGUGUUACAGAAAAGGAGGCGGCUGACAGCAGCAGAUGUUGGAGCUCCUGCAGCCUGGAGGGUGAUGAUGUCCCUGAAGUCUGGGCUGCUCGCUGAAAGCACGUGGGCCUUAGACACCAUAACUGCCCUGCUCCACGAUGACAGCAGCGUCGCGUCCUUUGACCUCAGGCAGCUGCCCGGCCUGCUGGAAGUCCUGGUGGAGUAUUUGCGGCGCUGCCUGAUCGAGGUCUUUGGAAUCCUGGAGGAGUACGAGGUGGGUAUUUGCCCAGGGCAAAGCUCACUGUGUGGGUUGGAGAGCGCCCACCUGCUCUGGCAGCUUGGCGGCGGAGAUACCACUGAGCACAUCCAGACCCACUUGGAGAGCAAGAGAGAGCGCUCCGCGGCUGAGAGCAAUGGAAAUGCUCGGGAAGGGCAGGCUGCUCCAUCCGACAGCUCCUCAGCAAUUCUGGAGGAUGAGCCUCGCAGCAGAGACGAGGCACUGCUCUGCCUCACCCACGACUGGCAGGACUCUGUGGCGAAGCGCUGCAUCUGUGUGUCCAACAUCAUCAGGAGCUUGUCGUUUGUGCCGGGCAAUGACGCCGAGAUGUGCAAACACGCCGGGCUGCUGCUGAUCUUGGGGAAACUGCUGCUCUUACACCAUGAGCACCCAGAGCGCAUGCAGGCAGCCCUGAGCUUGGAGAGAGAGGAGCUGGAGCAGGACCAGGGGCUGAGCUGCGUCCAGGAGGAGUGGUGGCGGGACUGCCUGCAGGAACUGCGUGAGAACACACUGGUGACGCUGGCCAACAUUUCCGGCCAGCUGGACCUGUCCCCUGUCCCAGAAAGCCUCUGCUUGCCCAUCGUGGACGGACUCCUCCACUGGGCAGUGUGUCCAUCAGCAGAGGCCCAGGACCCUUUUCCAGCGCUGGGGUCGAAUGCCGUCCUCUCCCCUCGGAGCCUGGCUUUGGAAACGCUCAGCAAACUGAGCACCCGGGACACCAACGUGGAUUUGAUCCUCGCGGCUACCCCCACCAGCCGCUUGGAGAUGCUGUACAGCAGCCUGCUGCGUUUGCUCCGCAACAGAGAGAGCCCGGUGUGCAGAGAGAUGGCGGUGGUCCUACUGGCCGCCUUGGCACAGGGGGACAGCCUGGCAGCGAGGGCGAUUGCCUCGCAGGAGGGGAGCGUCGGCGACUUGCUGGGCUUCUUGGAGGACGGCCUGGCCGCCGCGCGGUGCCAGCAGAGCCAGGCCGGCCCGGUGCCCGAGCAGAACGCGCCCUGCGAGCCGCCGAGCGUGGACAUGAUGCGCCGAGCGGCUCGGGCGCUGCUCGCCCUGGCUGAGGUGGGCGAGAGCCGCUCGCAGUUCACGCUGCACGAGUCGCGGCUGUUGGACAUCUCCGUGUCGCCCGCGGUGGAUUCCUUGGUCUCCCAGGUUAUCUGCGACGUGCUGUUCUUCAUUGCCCGGCCCUGACAGCUGCGGGGUGCAGCUCACCCUGCGUGAGCGUGCGUGAGCGGAGAACUGAGAAGCCGACGGUUGCCCUUUAUUUAUGCACAGCCACCUCGGGAAUCCGCUGCCUGCCCUGCGCUGUCCUGCUUCUCUCUUGGAGGAUGAUGUCCCUGUUUCCUUUCCCCUUCUCCUUCAAAUUUCUUCAAAUUUGUCCCAAAUCCCUCAUUAAAAGACACAAAAUUCUUUCUACGCGGACGACUCUCACAUUUUGUUUUAGCCAAAGUUACUGUCUUCUACUGUGCGUGUGGGGAGAACAACUUGUCCCCCUUUCCCCACCCCUUUCUAGCAUGACGAGUCACCGCGCUGAUGACCUGCAGAGCGAGAUGCAGGUAUUUGAU